Sebastes umbrosus (honeycomb rockfish) is the source of this 2405-nucleotide messenger RNA. Its product is annotated as probable flap endonuclease 1 homolog. NCBI's taxonomy places the organism in Eukaryota, Metazoa, Chordata, Actinopteri, Perciformes, Sebastidae. Gene Ontology annotation, molecular function: 5'-flap endonuclease activity; 5'-3' exonuclease activity; magnesium ion binding. The transcript has 11 exons. Gene Ontology annotation, cellular component: nucleus. The coding region runs from base 29 to 1366 and encodes 445 amino acids. The record is from RefSeq and is a predicted model, not a curated record.
UUAAAAUGUUUGCUGUAAUAAAUGAUGGAUGUUAAUUAUUUCCUCUACAGCAGAGCUUCUGUUUGUCUGUGCAAUGCUGACCCCUACUGCUCCUCUAGCAGAUGUGCAACAUCAGGAAGAUGUUAAAGGGGAUUUAACUCAGCAUCGUUGUAGAGCAGAGAGGUUUCCUUUAAGGAAGACAAUUCGUACUAUCAAAGAUCCUCCACAAACUACAAUUAAUUUGGAUCAAACCCAACCUAAACGUUAUUAUUUCCUCAUCUUCUACCCGGAAGUCUUCAUAACAACAGAAGCACUGUUGCUAACAACAACAACAACAACAAUGGGGAUCAUCAAACUGGCUGAUUUGAUCCGGCUAGAUGCUCCUGAUGCUAUUUCUCAUAAAGAUAUCAGCGACUACACUGGAAAAGUAAUCGCACUGGAUACCUCUAUUGUUGUGAACCAGUUCCGUGCAGCUACGCCUUCUCUAAGCCCGCUGACAGGUCUCUUCUUUCGCACGCUCACCUUCCUGGAACACGACAUAAAGCCGGUCUUUGUGUUUGAUGGGAAGCCACCCGGGGAAAAGACACCUGUUCUUGAAAAGCGAGCUGAGGCGGCUGGUUGGAGGUCCUUCAACCGCACAGGCACAGCAUCGUCCCAGACCAAAGAUUGUCUCCUGCUCCUGAAGCUCCUGGGUGUACCUGUCAUCCAGGCUCCAGGGGAUGCUGAGGCGCUGUGCGCCAAGCUGGCGAGAGAGGGGACUGUGGACGCUGUGGCUUCAGAGGACAUGGACACACUGCCGUUUGGAGCCAGUAUUCUCAUUCGCCAGCUUAACGCCAAGAAGGACAGUGAAGUCGUUGAAUAUUCUUUAACCAAGCUGUUAGAGAAACUCCAAAUUAGUCACGAGGAGUUUGUUGACCUGUGUAUUCUUCUGGGUUGUGACUACUGUGAGAAGAUAGCCGGUUUGGGUCCUAAGAGAGCUCUGACACUGAUCCAGAAGCACCGCACUAUUGAGAAUGUGGUUUUGCACAUCAACAGACAGACCCAUCCUGUACCAAAUUUCUGGAAGUACAAAGAAGCACGGAAGAUAUUCUUGGAACCGCCACAGACAGUAGCUCCUGAACUCACCUGGGAUGAGCCGGAUGAAGAAGCCGUGGUUGGGCUCCUCUGUCACGUCAAAUACGUUAAGGAGGACAGGGUCCGACGUCGGAUGGAGAAGUUUCGUCUGACGCGGGAAAGUAAGCGGGAGGAGCGGGAAAAGGAGAAAGCAGCGGGACACAGCAGGCAGACUCGGAUGGAGGACUUCUUUAGACUUACCAGAAAGAGGGAGAAGCCUGUGGAAGUUGCAGACACUUUAAGCAGCAACAGAAAGAAACCAAAGUCAAAAUAAGGCCGCCACCAUGUUCCGCUUGCUGCCUCCACCGUUCCACCAUCCAAGUUGGAAGAUGUUUUCUACGCUUUCAACGCCAUCUGCCCGUCCAGAUAUCUCAAACAAUCAACAGACCAAUCUGUGAUCCCGAACUUGAAUUUCUGCCAUGAGAUGUUUUUUUUAACAAGCAAUCAUGCUUCAUUCCUUUGCUGAUGAGAAAGUGUAGCAUCUUCAAUAUCCAUGUCAGUGAUUUAAUCUUCUGUAACACUAAUAAUUGACAAUUUCAACAGUUUCAGAGGCAGCAGCUUUACAUGUUGAAUCAUGGUUCUGCAUUGGGAGAAGACUGCACUUUUCCAAGUGCCUUCUAACCACCGCUGAAUUUAGAAGAAGCCAAAACAGGCAUCUUGCAAGACACUGACUUCAAGUCACUACCCCUACAGACAAUAAAAUAAUCUGAUCUUGUUUUAAACAGCAGUGUCCGCAACAAUGCAGUUCACUGAGCAGUUCUUCAGCAGUUUCCUGCAAAGCUACCAAGAAAAGCAGAGCAGGCAGGAGACAGCUAUGAAAGAGAACAGUGUGAUCAGUGUCGGGGAGGCCUUCCCCCAAGCCAAAGCUGGAGAAAGGGGAUGUCUCAUCACUAGAUAUUCAAUGAGCACCUGCUGUGUAAAGGGUGCCAAGGCAGAGACCAAAGACUUGAAUUUUAAAACUAUCAAGUCAAAAAGAGAUUGUGUAGGACGGAGUAUUAGGGCCACAUUGAGGGGGAAAAAAUCGGAGAUUUCGAGAAUAAAGUCAUAACUUUACGAGAAAAAAAAGUAAUUUACUCCUCCACAAAAGACGCAAUUUCUAAAAUUACUACUUUAUAAUAUUAUGACUGAAAUCGCAGAUUUAUUUUUUUUCCCUCAAUGUGGCCCUAAUACUCCAUCGUAACUGUGAGAUGUUUAAAUCCAUAUGAAGAAAAGUUUGUAUUAUUUUUGGAAAUACUUGUAAAUACAGUAUAACUGUAUGUUUUAUAUUGGUCUGUUGCCCUUUUUUUUUUUUAUUAAAAUAAUGUUGAAGUUUA